GUGGGUAAAAAAAAAGAAUGUUCCUUAUAAAAAACGAGAAAAGAAGUCGUCUUCUAAGCAUCUUCUCCAAUUGAUCUCCACGUCGCACUCUUUGCUGUCGGUGGAGGAGAGAGAAACUGAUAAAGAAAUGGAGGACGUGAGGGUUAAAGACGAGGCUCUCCGUCUCAUCGGCCUCUUCGAAGUUCUCCCGCGCUUGGUCGUCUUCGAUCUCGAUUACACCCUAUGGCCUUUCUACAAUGAAUUGCACUCCAAAAGGGGAAUGCCAUAUUUAUACCCACAAGCUAAGGGCAUCUUGCAAGCAUUUCAGGAUAAAGGAAUAGAAAUGGCAAUUGCUUCACGAUCACCCACUGCAGACAUAGCUAACACAUUCCUUGAUCAGCUGGGUAUCCAAUCUAUGUUUGUAGCCAAGGAAAUCUUUACUAGUCGGACUUUUAAGGCUGAUCACUUCAAGGCAAUUCAUAGGAGGACAGGCAUUCCUUUUAACUCCAUGCUUUUCUUCGAUGAUGAGUAUGGGAAUAUUGACACGGUUUCUAAAAUGGGAGUAACAAGCAUCCUGGUGGAUGAUGGUCUGAACCUUCAAGAAUUGCAUUCUGGACUACAGAAGUUUUCAUCUCCAAAUGAGCAGAUAUGAACAAAAUAGGUAUAUAUAUUGUUGUUGUAUCUGGCUGAUUUAUUCUGUAAACCUUCAAUAUCUUAUGUCUGCGACUCAGUAUUGCCUUGGAUGUCUUCUUCAAUGUUUACGAGUAAUUAUUGUGUUCGGACACCUAAUGCGUCCAGAAACCAAUAACAAAGCGCUACAUCACUUGGGUGCUUGGUACCAUGCUCGAUACAGCACUCGGUAUCGCUCGGUAUUCGUUCGGAUUUUCGGUUUUUUAUCCGGACGUAAUAACUUUUCCAAUGUUUACUGCCCAUUUGAGUUCUCAUGUGGAUGAAAACUGUACCAACAUUUAUUACCUUUUUUACUCGAGUAAUAUUGUAUUAUUGUUUACCAUGAAUGAUCUGGUCAGAGUAGGAACACGUUUCAUAGA
This is a messenger RNA of Dendrobium catenatum, 1028 nucleotides long. Its product is annotated as magnesium-dependent phosphatase 1. Gene Ontology annotation, molecular function: acid phosphatase activity. The record is from RefSeq and is a predicted model, not a curated record. The transcript is spliced from 4 exons. The coding region runs from base 128 to 631 and encodes 167 amino acids. NCBI's taxonomy places the organism in Eukaryota, Viridiplantae, Streptophyta, Magnoliopsida, Asparagales, Orchidaceae.